GCAACAUAUCGACUUUAUGUAUGAUUCGUGUGUUGCUACGUUGGCCGUACGGUGGCGUCUGUGGAAAUCACGUCUAGUUAGUUAUAAAAUGACAUUAAGUAAAAACCAUACUAUAAAGUGAUUCGUAAACAUGGAAGAAGGUGGAGUUGAUAGGUUAUUUGCAGGAUGCUUAGAUAAACUACCUCCUCUCGGAUCAAAAAUAGUCCGAAUAUUUACUAGUUCUACCUUUACAGAUAUGUCUCUAGAACGAAACAUGUUAAUGGAACAAGUAUAUCCAAAAUUAAAAGAUUAUUGUAGACAUAAACAUGGCUUAGAGUUUCAGGUAGUUGACAUGAGAUGGGGUGUGAGAGAUGAAGCAACAGAUGAUCAUAUGACAACAGAGUUAUGUAUGAAAGAAAUUGAAAACUGUCAACGACUAUCUAUGGGUGCUAAUUUUGUGGUAUUUCUUGGACAAAAGUAUGGUUAUCGUCCAGUUCCGACUUUUAUUGAUGGAAAAGAAUUUGUAUUAAUGAGAGAUAUGUUAGUUGAAGUUGGAUCUGAUGUGUCUUUGCUAGAUAAAUGGUACAAAGAAGAUACAAAUGCUGUGCCAUCAGUAUAUGUUCUUCAACCAAUUAGUUCUAUUUUGCCAAAUUUUAAUAAUAAGAGAAUGCCAAAACUUCAAGCUCAAGAUCAAGGUAUUUGGUGGGAUACUUUAGGCAAAUUACAGAAAUUGUUAAGGCGAGCAGCUCAAGCAUUAUUUGCUACUGAAAAAAUGGAUAAGGACACUGUUCAUAAUUAUAUGAUGUCAGUUACUGAAAGAGAAGUUAUUAACGGAAUACUGAAGAUGCCGGACACUAGAAAUCACUGCUUAGCUUACAUAAGAAAAAUUGAAAAUAUUAACAUGAGCAAUGUUAAAUCCGCUGGAAAGUUUGUAGAUUUAUUGAAUCGAGGUGUGGAUACAGAAGCACAAAAUUUAUUAGCUGAUCUUCGAGACAACAGAUUAUGUUCGAAGAUGAAACGUCCAAAUUUAAUCAAGUUUACAGUUGAAUGGAACGGUGCAGAUGGUUUAGAUGCUGAAGUUCAUCAAGAAUAUCUGACUCAGUUUUUAGCUCAUUUUCAUAAAUACAUUAUUAAACUUGUAGAUAAAGCAAUGAGAAAAGCAUAUUUAAAUGCUCAUGCACCAAUUGUAACAGAAAUCUUACAACACCUUCAUGCGUGUAAUAGUGCUAUUACUAUAUUCGAAGGAAGACUCAGUGAAAUAGAAAGGGUAAAAUCAUAUGUUUAUAAUGAUUCAGAUCAACCUUUAAUCUUGCACGGUAUGGGAGGAUGUGGUAAAACAUCAUUAAUUGCCAAAAUUGCAAGCAUGAUUUAUGAUUGGUAUCCAUCCAACCGCAAACCAUUUUUAAUACUUCGUUUUCUCGGUAUAACUCCUGAUAGUUCAUGCAUGAUAUCCAUGCUAAAAUCAUUGUGCCAGCAGAUUGCUUAUAAUUAUAGUUUGCCAUGGGAAGAAACGCCAGACGAUUAUGUACCUUUAGUAGCAUAUUUAAAACGUUUACUUACAUACGCUUCAGCGGAACAACCACUAUGCAUUAUAAUUGAUUCAGUAGAUCAAUUAUCCGGACAUAAUAUCAGUAACAAGGUAUCAUGGAUACCUGUAAUUUUACCUAUUCAUGUAAAAAUGGUGGUUUCAACUUUAUCAGGAGAGGAAUUUAGCGAUUAUCAGAUUUUAGUAAAGAUGCUAGAAAAUGAUAAGCAAUUUGAAGAAGUCAAACCCCUCGGAAUUGAUUUGGCUGUAAAAGUAAUCCAUGGUUUACUUAAAUCAGUAAAUAGAGGCUUAACCGCCUCACAGUGGAAAGUGGUAAAAACUGCUUUAGGAAAAUGCAGUUUACCUAUAUUUGUUAAAUUAGUAUUUGCUGAAAUUAUUCGUUGGAGAUCGUAUACUAAAUUAGAAGAUGUAAUACUGUCUCAUACAGUGAUGGACAGCAUAAUGAAAUUGCUAGAAAGGAUAGAAAUUCAGCACGGAAAAGCGUUGGUGUCGCACGCACUAUCUUAUAUAACAGCAUCAAAGAGUGGAGUUAGUGAAAUGGAAUUAGAAGAUCUUUUAUCUUUAGACGAUCAAGUACUUGAAGAUGUCUACCAAUAUCAUUUACCUCCUGUUAGGAGGAUUCCUCCUUUAUUAUGGACUAGGAUUCGUAAUGACUUACCAAAAUACUUAUCUGAAAGAGAAGCAGAUGGCAUCACGGUUCUUAAUUGGUAUCAUAAACAAUUCAGGAAAGCAGCAGAAGAAAGGUAUUUUAAAAAUAUGAACGUUUUAUGCUAUUUCCAUUGCAGAUUUGCUGAUUAUUUUUUGGGAAUUUGGGGAGAUGGUAAAAUGAAACCUUUUAAAUAUACCGAUAUACAAAGAUUGAGAUUCGGCAUUAGUGACAAACAAGGCAUGGCCGAUAGAAAAGUGCCAAAACAACCAAUGGUGUUUGAAAGCAAAGAAAGCCGUCAGGUUAGAUAUAAUUUUAGAAAAUUUGGUGAAUUGCCAUUUCAUUUGUUAAGAGCUAAGAUGUACGAUGAUUUAUAUAAAGAAAUAUUGUUUAAUUACAAAUGGCUGUAUCAUAAAUUAAAUAGUUGCCAGCUUCAAGCUGUUUUAAUAGACUUUGAUGAUGCAAGAGAAAAUUUGGAAGAUUCAAUGACUGUUCGUGAAGUGAUACUUGUAGCAGAUUCUCUUCGACUAGGAAGUGCAGUUUUAUCGCAAUAUCCUAAUAUGAUAGCUUCACAGCUUAUCAGUAGGCUACUUCCGGUUAAAGAAACUCAUAAACAUAUCAAAUUGCUACUUGAACAGUGUGAUAAGGAGAGCCCAAUGCAAUGUGCUUUAAUACCAGCUUACCAUUGUUUACAUACACCUGGUGGACCUAUGAAAUAUUCUUUAGAAGGGCAUCAAUUUGCAGUAUUUAGUUUCGUACUAACUUCUGAUUUUAGAUAUGUUGUUUCAGUUUCUAACAGAUUUGUUGUUUGGGACCUGUCAACUGCUGAUGUUUCUCAAGACGUAGAUCCAGAAAUCGAGGGAAUGAUGAUUGGUGUUGAAGUUAGUCCAGAUGAUAAAUUUGCAGUCGCAUAUAGCAAUUAUAAUUCAGUUAUAACGUUAAAUCUAAUAAACGGAGAUACUAACAAAUUGAAAAUAGAAGAUCAAGAUGAAAAUUAUAUACGGGGUGUUUCAGUUUCUGAUCGUUAUUUUGCAAUGUGGUCUAGGAAUAGAUGGAGUAUUUAUUCAACUAAUAACUGCAAGAAAGUUGCUUCUUAUGAUUUUACCGAAGAACGGUGUGCGCUAUUAAAUGUGAAAUUCAUACGAGAAAAUAAUUAUUAUUUAAUUAUUACUACAUCUGAUGACGAUGACUGUGAUAUUAUUUUACGGUCUGUAGUUAACGGUAUUAAGUUUAAAGAUUUGCAUUUACGAGGAGGUCUCGCAUUUUCAAGUAAUUACAAUUCUAUAUUUAUUAGUUGCAAAGAAAAUGAUAAUUAUGUUAUAAUGACAUAUGAUAAAAACGAAAAUUCAUGGAUAUUUAAUCGAUAUAUCCAAAAAAACGUCGAUAAGAUUCUUGCCCUUUCCUUAACUCCUGCUGAAGAUUACCUAAUAGCGACUAUGAUAGACAAAUUUUCAGUUUGGAAAUUAGAUAACAAAAAAUAUAGCAAAUUUUUUCUACCGCAUGGUAUGAGAAAUAUCAUUACAAAACCACUAAAGUCUCAAAACAAUCUGGUUUUAACUAAACAUAAUCAAUAUGCCGUUGGUGGAGUAAGAAAACAAUUGUACUUAUGGAGCGUUGUAAGUGGACAACUGCUAAAAGCGUUAGAUGCACAUUUUGCACGAGUUAUAGAUGUUAGAACAGUUAUAGAUGAUUUUAGUAAUUUAGUCAUUUCGUCUUCCAUAGAUCGUACUGUUAAAGUGUGGAACAUUGAUCAUAUUUUUGAACAAUCUUUCUGUGUCGACAGAAUGGAAAUGCCUAUUAAUUCUAUCAGUUUAUCUAACGACAAAAAUUUAGCUAUUACAGUGACAAGAAACAGUAUUGGUGUAUGGGAUGUUUUAACUGGAAAAUUACAAUGCAAAUUGGCAGAUAGUCCUGUUGGUGCCAUAAUUACACAUGCUCUCAUAACUUCUGAUGGAUGUUAUGUUGUGUGUAUCGAAUCAAAUUUUCUCUUAACUUGGGACCUUGAAUUGAAAGAAAUAAUGAAUAGGCAUCCAGAAAGUAAUGUCAAGCAGUUUUUCUUCGGGCUUCGACAAACUCGAAUUUUUCUCGUCAUUCAAGAAACAUAUGGAGAAGCAAUAAUUAAAUGUCGAUCGGUACCAAAGGCUCAGUUAAUUUACGAUAUAACUUAUACUUUAAGUGCACUUAGAUCAGCAGUUAUAACAAAAGACGAACAAAAUCUAAUUUUAUCUAGUUUAGAUAAAGGUCGUGAAUGUUUUCAAAUUCAUGACGUCAAAAACGGAGAAUAUUUAUAUAAAAUAUUAUUAAAACCAGAUGAUUUAAAAAAUUUCGAAGACAUGAAAAUAUUCCCUACUAAAGGCUGCAUUUUGGCAUUGGUUGGUAACGAAAAAGGUUUAUUUUAUGAUGUUAAAAGCAAAAAAACUAUAAGAAACAUUGAUAGAUGGCACGGUGCUCAUACCAAGAAAGGCAAGUAUGGAUUGUAUGCUCCCGCUGGUGGAGGGUUGGAAAUUAUAGGGUUAAAGAGUGGUUCUACGAUACGUGUACUUUUACCAAGAGUUAUGGAAGGAGUUUUCAGUAUCCAAGCAGAUUUUACUGCUUUGGACGAUUACGUUUAUUACUAUCACAGUGGUAAGAAAACAAUUCGUUUGUUUCGUGUUUCUGAUGGAAAAUUGAUAGCUAAUUAUCGAUUGUCGGCUGACGCCAGUUGUAUAGCGAUAACAUCCGAUGGUACUUCUAUAUGCGUAGGUGGUGUUGAUGGUAGUUUUAUCACCCUUGUCAUUGUUGAUCCUAACGAACCCGACACUUUUAAGAGAUUAGAAGAAUUACCAAGCCGAUGCUAUCAGUCUGCAAUAAGUCAGGGAGGAAUUACUUUUAAAUCUGCAGCAAAUCUAGCAAUUAAAUUAGCUAGAACUAAUCAAGACAAUCCAUUUCUUAAAUGAACGGGCCUACCAAAUGUAAACUUGUAACAUACUCGUAAAAACUGUUUUUAUCAUUGAGAAUUGUGAAAUCAUUUUUUGAUACUAAAAACUCAUGUUUAUAUAAGUUUUAAUUGUAGCCCAUUGUUUUAUAAUACUUAAAAUAAAUUUAAUAUUUA
This is a messenger RNA of Centruroides sculpturatus (bark scorpion), 5262 nucleotides long. Its product is annotated as NACHT and WD repeat domain-containing protein 2-like. NCBI's taxonomy places the organism in Eukaryota, Metazoa, Arthropoda, Arachnida, Scorpiones, Buthidae. The transcript is spliced from 9 exons. The coding region runs from base 131 to 5107 and encodes 1658 amino acids. Gene Ontology annotation, molecular function: protein binding. The record is from RefSeq and is a predicted model, not a curated record.